Messenger RNA from Pelobates cultripes (western spadefoot toad), 519 nucleotides. The record is from the annotation of a GenBank genome assembly. NCBI's taxonomy places the organism in Eukaryota, Metazoa, Chordata, Amphibia, Anura, Pelobatidae.
AUGACGGACACGGAGCUCCGACUAGCCGCGAUCUUCAACUCCUUUUGGGAGAAGCUGGAGGCACGUAUGCGACCUCCCCUCCCGGACACCCAGACAGAAGUCAAGCUACAAUGCCCGGUCCAGGUGGCCGCACAACGGCAAGCUCACAACCCCACAGGCUCCAUGCACCCGAUGGGCCGGCUCCGAACGGGAGCUAUUUUGAGGAAAAACCUCCCCUAUAAUAACAGCGGCAGCCUAAAACAGACCCAGAGGACCGAGAGAGCGAACAGAACGGUGUACUCAAGCCCCCCUUACCGACAAGCUGCAGACAGCAACAGACAUCCCAAGUACUACAUGACACCCAACCGGAAGCGGGGACGGCGAGUAACGAAGCCCACAACGGCGGCAACACCGAGCCGGACCAACAACGGCACACAUACACAAAAAGGGGCGCCUCCCGAGCACAAACAGCGGAUGAGACCAAGUAACACAGGGGAUCCCAAACGGGCAUGCAAAAUACCUCUGGCGGGAGUUGGCUGA